UUUUUGUUUAUUUAAAAAGGGUAGCCAGAACACCCAGUUCCUCUAAGCCCUCCUUGGCUACAGAUUCAACACACUUAAUGAUGGAAGGGGAACUUAUUUGUGCAUUGAGGACUUGUACAAACUGGAAUCACAAUAUUUUGAUUACAUUUAUAUGCUGCUUUCCCUAUGCAAAUUCUAGGUUACAAGACAGCUCUGUAACAACAUGCCUGCAUUGGCGAAGUAGUCGGGGGAUGAACAAUGCUCAGGCAAACAACAGUCACUGUCGCUGUGGCCACCCUGUUAGGCAUCGCAGCUGGAGGCCUGGUUUUCUGGAAAAUCAUCCAGCGUCGCAAAGGCAGAACUUGCACUGCACUUAAACAAGGAGGAACUGUUAAAGAACAAGAAAAGGAAGACUCCUCAGAAGAUCAUAUCCUUUCAUUCAUAUCAUCUCCUUUAAUCCCCUGGGUAGAGAAGAUUCUUGAGGCAAAAGUGCUGAUAAUUUCUGAGGCAGAGAAAUGGAAUGAAAUAGAAUCAUUAUUAAAGGAGGAGGUGGAUCAUUGUCCAGUCCUUGGAAUUGACUGUGAAUGGGUGUCAGCAGAAGGGAAGAAAGCCAAGCCUGUUUCUCUCUUGCAAAUGGCUUCCUUCAGUGGUCUUUGCAUUCUUCUUCGCUUGCCUCAGUUGACUGCUGGUGGACAGGUCCUUCCAAAGGCUUUGCUGGAGAUCCUGGCAGAUGGUCGCAUUCUAAAGGUUGGGGUAGGGUGUUGGGAAGAUGCCUGCAAGUUACUUCAUGACUAUGGUGUAACGGUCAAAGGAACUGUGGACCUCCGGUAUUUGGCCAUGAGACAGAGUAAGGCCCUUCCCCAAAAUGGACUCAGCCUCAAAUCUCUUGCUGAGAGGAUCCUCAACUACUCUCUUGACAAGUCUCUUCACCUGUGCUGCAGCAACUGGGAGGCAGAACAGCUGACUCAAGACCAGAUUGCUUAUGCUGCCAGGGAUGCUCAGGUGUCGGUAGCUCUGUUUCUCCAUCUGCUGCGACUGCCCUUCAUGUGCCCUGUAACCAGUGGUGAAUAUGCUCUUCCUGCUUGGGAAAAGGUCCUGAAGAAGUGCCAGGGUUUGGUGGAUGUGCCCUUCAAAGGAAGAAACAGCAGUAGUCAUGGAGAUGUUGAACAGGCAGAAGACUCUGAGCUAAAACAAAAGGAUCAGAAACCUCUAGCGAAUGGUCAGUCCCCAGCUAACCAGCAAACGAAAGAUCCCCGAAAGCACAAGCGGAAGCCCCUGGGAGCAGGAUAUUCUGCUAGGAAAUCUCCCUUGUAUGACAAUUGCUUCUUACACGCACCGGAUGGGCAGCCUCUGUGUACCUGUGAUCGAAAGAAGGCUCAGUGGUAUCUUGACAAGGGGAUUGGAGAGUUGAUUAGCACAGACCCUUUUAUUGUAAAGCUACAAUUUGAACCUGCUGGGCGCCCUGAAUCUAAAGUGGAUUAUUACUUGACAGUCAAAGAGAAUCUGUGCGUUGUGUGUGGCAAAAGAGAAUCGUAUAUUCGAAAAAACAUAGUCCCACACGAGUAUCGGAAACACUUCCCCAUCCAGAUGAAGGACCACAAUUCCCAUGACGUGCUCCUCCUCUGCACCACCUGUCAUGCUGUCUCCAAUUACCAUGACAACCAUCUCAAGCUGCAGCUGGCCGAGGAAUUUGGUGCCCCCCUUGGCUGUGAGGAGGGCGUGCGCCUGCUUGAAGAUCCCAUCCGCAGGCAAGUCCGUUCAGGGGCUCGGGCGCUCUUGAAUGCGGACAGCUUGCCUGAUCCUAGGAAAGAGGAGUUGUUGCAGGUGGUCAAGGACUACUUUAACUCCACAACCAUUUCCCCAGAGAUGCUACAGGAAGCAGCUGGACUGGAGACCAGGAUUUUUAAUGAGAGCUACGUGCCACAUGGCCUGAAAGUGGUGCAGUGUUUUGCACAAGGGGGCCUGUGCUCCCUCAUGCAGCUGGAGAGACGUUGGCGCCAGCACUUCCUGGAUGUGAUGCAGCCCAAGCAUCUCCCAAAGCAGUGGUCUGUUGAUCACAACCAUGACAAGUUGAUCAGAAAAUAUGGAGAGGAUCUCCAGGUUGAACUCUCAUGAUGGUUGGCGCUUCCAGAAGAAGGAUAAACAGACUGGGUGAUGGACUUGGAAAAAUUAACUGAAGCCUCUUGCUUUCUUUUAGACUCCCAUGUUGUACGGGCAUGUUAAUGCUCAGAUUUCCUGUUGCUUAGAAAUUGUUCUCACUGUCCAUUGGCAAAACUGUUGUAAGGUUAACACAUUUUAAAUGAAUUUUUAAUUAAAAUUUGAAUGGAUGUCA
Varanus komodoensis (Komodo dragon) is the source of this 2311-nucleotide messenger RNA. It is a transcript of the gene EXD2, whose product is annotated as exonuclease 3'-5' domain containing 2. NCBI's taxonomy places the organism in Eukaryota, Metazoa, Chordata, Lepidosauria, Squamata, Varanidae. Gene Ontology annotation, cellular component: cytoplasm; nucleus. Gene Ontology annotation, biological process: nucleobase-containing compound metabolic process. Gene Ontology annotation, molecular function: 3'-5' exonuclease activity; nucleic acid binding. The record is from RefSeq and is a predicted model, not a curated record. The transcript is spliced from 9 exons. The coding region runs from base 238 to 2094 and encodes 618 amino acids.